Molecule: messenger RNA, 921 nt
Organism: Rosa chinensis
Lineage: Eukaryota; Viridiplantae; Streptophyta; Magnoliopsida; Rosales; Rosaceae
Exons: 2
Coding region: 215-673 (152 amino acids)
Source: RefSeq, a predicted model, not a curated record
AUCGUGUACCUGAGGCCUGAGCUAUCCAAAUUCCAUUAGCUUUUCCACAUGCCCUUCUCUCUGUCACUAGUUUAAGUAGUCCAACAACGAGCUCUUUGAUAAUGGUGUAAAGGUCUUCACUUUACCACCACUGCACACAACCCUUGUCUCUGUUUCUCUCAAUCUACAUGGAAAUGGUGUGAAGUCUGAGCCAAAUUUAGUAAGGGAGUUGAAAAUGGUUGGGCAAGAACAUAGCUUCCAGUGGCCUCCAAUUGGAGCACCACUAAAUAAUAUGCAGCAGCAGAGAGAUGAGCAUAUGAGUCCCUUUAAUUCUUCAGUCAAUGCGGUGUCGUUUGGUUUUGUAGCCACUGCCAUUCUCAUCUCCAUGUUCUUAGUCAUGGCCAUCUUUGAAAGAUUCCUCAGACCCACAUCGCCGGAUUUCUCGCCGUCCGGCCGCCGGAGAAGUGGAGAUCUUGAGGCCCAGUUGGAGUUUAAUGGAAAACUUGGUUACCCAUCACCCAAAAUGUCUGUGUAUGCAAGUGGAGUUUCUGUUUUGAUGCCUGGAGAUGACAUUCCGUCCUACAUUGCACACCCAGCGCCAGUGCCUUGCCCUCCCGAACGCAUGUUUUGGCCUCCACACCAACACAUUUCAUUGCCCAAUCCCGCCACCAACUCGAGCCUGAGCUCAGGUUGAUAGUACAUAUACUAAAACAAGAACCGUCUGCCUUUUCAUACCUAAUGUAAUUCACCAUCAUGAAUUGAAGCAGCAGAUGCAACCACAUUUCUGGUUCUGCACCACACUUCGAUUGCCCAAUUUUUGAAGGCACGAGCACUUGUUUCUGUAUAUGUCAUUUAUGUGGGACUAGGGGAAUUGGCUUCUGUACAUCUAAUUCAUCUAUUUAGUGACAGAGCCGAGAAUGCAUCUUAAUUGCUUCAGAUCCA